Messenger RNA from Ficedula albicollis (Collared flycatcher), 1537 nucleotides. RefSeq names its product CCM2 scaffolding protein (gene CCM2). The record is from RefSeq and is a predicted model, not a curated record. The transcript has 9 exons. The coding region runs from base 62 to 1537 and encodes 491 amino acids. NCBI's taxonomy places the organism in Eukaryota, Metazoa, Chordata, Aves, Passeriformes, Muscicapidae. Gene Ontology annotation, biological process: heart development; vasculogenesis.
AGGCCCCGCCGCUGCCCCGGGCCGGGAUGCCCCGGGGGGGGCCCGGGCCGCCGCCGCAGCCAUGGAGGAGGAGGGCAAGAAGGGCAAGAAGCCCGGGAUCGUGUCGCCGUUCAAGCGCGUCUUCCUGAAGGGGGAGAAGGGCCGCGACAAGAAGGCUCAGGAGAAGGUGGCGGAGCGGCGCCCGCUGCACACGGUGCUGCUGGCGCUGCCCGAGCGCGUGGAGCCCGAGCUGCUGCUGCACGACUACAUCGAGAAGGAGGUCAAGUAUUUAGGGCAGCUCACGUCCAUCCCAGGGUACCUGAACCCCUCCAGCCGCAGUGAGAUCCUGCACUUGAUCGACAACGCCAAGAGAGCCCACCAGCUGCCGGGGCAGCUGAGCCCGGAGCACGACGCCGUCAUCAGCCUGUCUGCCUACAACAUCAAGCUGGUGUGGAGGGACGGCGAGGACCUGAUCCUCAGGGUGCCCAUCCACGACAUCGCCUCCGUCUCCUACGUCCGCGACGACUCCGCGCACCUGGUCGUGCUCAAGACAGCUCAGGAUCCCGGGAUCUCUCCCAGCCAGAGCCUGUGUGCCGAGGGCUCCAAGGCGCUGACGUCGGGCUCGCUGUCGGAGAGCGCGGGGGGGCCCCUGGAGUGCUGCUGCCUGGUGGUGCUGGCCACUGAGAACAAGGUGGGUGCUGAGGAGCUGUGCUCCCUGCUCAGCCAGGUCUUCCAGAUCGUGUACACCGAGUCCACCAUCGACUUCCUGGACCGCGCCAUCUUCGACGGCGCCUCGACGCCCACGCGGCACCUGUCCCUGCACAGCGAUGACUCUUCCACCAAAGUGGAGGUGAAGGAGCCCUUCGAGGCGGACGCCAGCACUUUUUCCUUUGCAGACACCCUGGGCUCAGGGGACACGUCCCCCUCGUCGCUGCCAUCCCCGCAGGUGACCACGGCCAGCGAGAGCGAGCUCAGCACCACGGCCACCGAGCUGCUGCAGGACUACAUGAUGACGCUGCGCACCAAGCUGUCCUCGCAGGAGAUCCAGCAGUUCGCCAUGCUGCUGCACGAGUACCGCAACGGCGCCUCCAUCCACGAGUUCUGCAUCAACCUCAAGCAGCUCUACGGGGACAGCAGGAAAUUCCUGCUGCUGGGUGAGUCUGGGGCCAGCAGCGCAGAGCUGGGGGCACGGCCAGGCCUUGGGGUGCCACCGCCCGAGGAGGAGCGCCCCAAAACCCGCCUCUCCUCACCGCUGAGGGCAGCUGCUCCAUCCUGCCCGGCUCAUCCCGCAGCUGCUGCCUGCUCCCACCUGCCUGUGAAGCACCCUGGAGCCUGCUCCAGACCUGAGACUCUCCCAAACCUAGAAACCUCCUCCAGAGCCAGGGAAUGUAAUUCAGACCUGGAAAUCUCCAGACCAGGGAACCUCCUCCACACCUGGGAACCUCCUCCACACCUGAGACUCUCUCCCACAAACCUAGAAACUUCCCCCAGAGCCAGGGAGUUUAAUUCAGGCCUGGAAAUCUCCAGACCAGGGAUGUUUAAACACCCUGGCCUCUAA